Molecule: messenger RNA, 1174 nt
Organism: Acipenser ruthenus (sterlet)
Lineage: Eukaryota; Metazoa; Chordata; Actinopteri; Acipenseriformes; Acipenseridae
Product: oligosaccharyltransferase complex subunit ostc-like
Exons: 4
Coding region: 295-744 (149 amino acids)
Cellular component (GO): oligosaccharyltransferase complex
Source: RefSeq, a predicted model, not a curated record
GUCAGAAACAAAAGGUCCUGUCUAGUGUAUAAAAUGUGAAUGCCAAAGCAUGCUUUCUGUGUCGUGCUAUUGGUUUUGAAAAUUGAAAUACACCUGUAAUGCUUAUAUUAAUAUUGACAGUUUUUUAUCAAAACAUUUUAACAACAAUUGUUAUUUUUAGGAAAACCAACCACCAGUUUACCUCUACUUCCGGGACACGCCGGAUUGACUUGUUACGUGGCCGAGUGCUGUGGGUCUGCUGAGGGAAAGAAGUCUGGCUGUAUCUCUUGUAUCAGUUUUAUUACAAUUUUUUAAAUGGAGACCAUGUACGGGAUUCCCUUCACGGUGCUGGAAUGCGCCAAUUUAAAACUGAAAAAGCCGUCUUGGCUCCAUAUGCCCUCAGCAAUGACUGUUUAUGCUUUAGUUAUUGUCUCGUACUUUCUCAUCACAGGGGGAAUCAUUUACGAUGUAAUUGUGGAACCCCCAAGUGUUGGCUCUAUGACUGACGAACAUGGUCACCAGAGACCAGUAGCCUUUUUGGCGUACAGAGUGAAUGGGCAGUACAUCAUGGAAGGCCUUGCUUCCAGUUUUCUGUUCACAAUGGGAGGGCUUGGGUUUAUAAUACUGGACCGUUCCAAUGCACCAAACAUUCCAAAGCUAAACAGAUUCCUGCUUCUGUUCAUCGGAUUUGUCAGCGUCUUGCUCAGUUUUUUCAUGGCCAGAGUAUUUAUGAGGAUGAAGCUGCCGGGAUACCUUAUGGGCUGAAGACUUCCUUUCCUGAAAAUGAACAUGAACAUGGUUUUUGGAAGUAUGUGAAUCGUGAAGAAGAGAUUUUGGAGGCAGCAGAAACAACUGUCGGAUACCUGUAGAAAACAAAUGCAGUUCCCUUUAUUUCAGUGGUGUAUAAAAAAGAAAAAACCUUACAAAAAAUCAGUUAUUGAUUAGACCCAAAAAAGAACAACCCAAAAUAUAUCAUUUUUAAUAUUAACUUGCCUAUUCAGAUGUUUGUACUAAACUGUAAAAUGAAUAUUAAUUAAAAAUAUAUUUUGGGAAUUGGUGAAAUAACUAGCCUAUUUACUAAAAAAUGAGAGCGCUGAACACUUGUGAUGUAAAAUCUAAGUAUAUCAUCUUAAAAUAUUACCUGAUGUACUUGAAUAUUGGCUGUAAAAGCUAUUAAAUCACAAUUUUAAAAGUU